Molecule: messenger RNA, 2175 nt
Organism: Gekko japonicus
Lineage: Eukaryota; Metazoa; Chordata; Lepidosauria; Squamata; Gekkonidae
Gene: ALDH2
Product: aldehyde dehydrogenase 2 family (mitochondrial)
Exons: 13
Coding region: 95-1672 (525 amino acids)
Molecular function (GO): aldehyde dehydrogenase (NAD+) activity
Source: RefSeq, a predicted model, not a curated record
GCAGAGAAAGGAAGCAGGCGAAGGAGCCCCGGGCAGAGAGACUUGGGCGGAGCUGCUGACCGCAGGACGAUCCAGACUCGCUUUCGGAGGCAACAUGUUGCAAGCGGCGUUCCAGACUCCCUGCAAGGCGGCUCCUCUCCGCCUGCUCCUCGGCUGCAGACCUUUGUCCUUUGCGGCCGCCGCCGCUGCCGUCCCGCAGCCCAACACGCGGCCGGACAUCUCCUACAAGAAGAUUUUCAUCAACAAUGAAUGGCACGACUCCACCAGCAGGAAAACAUUCCCGACCAUCAACCCAUCCACAGGCGAGGUCAUCUGCCAGGUCGCCGAAGGAGACAAGGCGGAUGUUGACAAGGCGGUCAAGGCAGCCAGAGAUGCAUUCAAAUUUGGAUCUCCUUGGAGAAGGAUGGAUGCUUCCCAACGAGGCGCACUGCUGUACCGUCUCGCUGACCUGAUUGAGAGAGACCGCGCUUACCUGGCUGCUCUGGAAACCUUGGACAAUGGCAAGCCGUAUGCUGUUGCCUACCUGGUGGAUUUAGACAUGGUCAUCAAACACCUCCGGUACUAUGCUGGUUGGGCAGACAAAUUCCAUGGGAAAACUGUGUCCAUGGACGGAGACUUUUUCACCUACACAAGGCAUGAGCCAGUUGGGGUCUGUGGACAGGUCAUUCCAUGGAAUUUCCCACUGCUCAUGCAAGCCUGGAAACUCGGGCCGGCAUUGGCCACAGGGAACGUGGUGGUGAUGAAACUGGCUGAGCAAACCCCUCUGACUGGGUUGUAUGUGGCCAGUCUGAUCAAGGAGGCUGGAUUCCCCCCUGGCGUGGUGAACAUUAUUCCUGGCUUUGGGCACACAGCAGGGGCUGCCAUUUCUUCCCACAUGGAUAUCGAUAAAGUGGCGUUCACUGGCUCCACGGAGGUUGGUCACCUAAUCCAAAAGGCUGCUGCUGAAAGUAAUCUGAAGAGAGUGACACUUGAGCUGGGGGGGAAGAGCCCAAAUAUCAUCAUGUCUGAUGCUGACAUGGACUGGGCUGUUGAGCAAGCCCAUUCUGCCUUGUUCUUCAAUCAGGGACAGUGCUGCUGUGCUGGUUCUCGGACAUACGUCCAAGAGGAUAUAUACCAUGAGUUUGUGGAAAGGAGUGUGGAGCGAGCCAAAGCCAGGGUGGUUGGGAACCCAUUUGACUUAAGGACAGAACAAGGACCUCAGGUAGAUGAGAAUCAGUAUAAGAAGGUCCUUGGAUACAUCAGUACCGGGAAAAAGGAAGGAGCAAAACUGCUUUAUGGAGGCAGUCCGGCUGCAGACAAAGGCUACUUCAUCCAGCCAACCAUCUUUGGAGAAGUCCAAGACAGCAUGAUUAUUGCUAAAGAGGAGAUAUUUGGGCCAGUCAUGCAGAUCCUAAGGUUCAAAUCCAUUGAGGAAGUCAUCAACAGAGCAAAUGACACCAAGUAUGGCUUGGCAGCAGCCGUCUUCACCAAAGAUAUUGAUAAAGCGAACUACAUUUCUCAGGGUUUGCGUGCUGGAACCGUCUGGAUAAACUGUUACAACGUGUUUGGCAGCCAGGCUCCAUUUGGGGGGUACAAAGCGUCUGGACAAGGCCGUGAGGGGGGAGAAUACGGCUUGCAACCAUACACGGAGGUGAAAACGGUAACAGUAAAAGUUCCACAGAAGAAUUCCUAAAGGACACCUGCAACGCUUGUGUAUCUGACAUGGAGUGCGUUAGACACUUGCUAGCAGCCUAUGGAUAUGUAGAGAGACGUCCUUCACAAAGCAUACCUUAACCUCUACAGCCUAAGAAGCCUCUGUUCAAGAAAAAAAACCACACAUUUGCCUGUCUGCUUAUAUUUUACUUGGAUCUUUUUCUACACCAAACAACUUACUACAUAUUUGAAGUUCAGCAUAUCUGUUUGACUCCUCUGAAAAAUGGAUUGUUGUGGGGGCACCAACUUGUGAAAGAACAGUUUCUGGUGGCUUUCAGAAGUAAGGGGAAGCGAAGUUCUGAGGGUUUCUUUCCUUUUCCUUGCCGUGUAGAACCUGAGCAGAAAUUGUCUCUCCUUUUUAUGUCAGAGAAUACAACUAUCGAGUAGCCAUUCUAGAGCAACACGUGCUGUGAAGUUGGAUCUGUUUCUAACAGCUUUUGUGAUUUUCUGUGAGCUUAUAUGAAAUGCAUAAAGCAAGUUUCA